This is a messenger RNA of Ambispora gerdemannii, 660 nucleotides long. Lineage: Eukaryota; Fungi; Glomeromycota; Glomeromycetes; Archaeosporales; Ambisporaceae. The record is from the annotation of a GenBank genome assembly.
AUGUACAAACCUAUUAGUAAUUUUAGUGGUAAUAAAACUUCAAUUUGUAGCCAAGUAGAAGCGGGAAAAAUUAUAGCUGACAAAUUAUAUUGUUGUGCUAAAGAUAAUAAGAAUUGUUCUCUUUCAUCUGACUGCGUUGGCAGCAAUUAUCAAGUAGCCAAAUGCCAUAAUCUCAAUACACUUGAUGCUUGUAAACGAACUGAUUUGGCUGCAAUCCAAGUCUGUGGUGGUUUGAAAAACAGUUUAUUUUGUUUGUCUGUAGAUGCUGUGGCAAAGGAAAAUGAAUCAGACUAUUACCGCUUUCCCAAAGCUUCUGAAUGGAUGGUGAAUCGCACUACUGAAGCUGAAACCAAUAUCAUCACGGUUUGUGAUGAUGGAACUAGUUACCGUCCAUGUAAUACUAGUAAUCCUAUCGGAACUAUUGCUAAUCUGACUUGUGGUGAUUUAUUUCAAAAUGAACAUCGAUGUCAAUGGCGCAAUAUCACUAAUGGCCAAAUACUCGCAGACAUUCCCCGAAAACCUCCUGCAAUCAUUGGAUUAGCUGCUGGUAUGGGAGUUCUGGGAUUAAUAUCUAUUACUUUAGUAGUUUUCUUUAUUAGCAAAUGGCGAAGGAGAAAAGAAGAGAGUCCUCCUUCCGAUGGGUUAGCCUUUAGUAAAUAG